AUGCUCCUCUGGUCCAUCCUCGCCAUCAUGGCCGCCACCCCGGCGGUGGUGGUGGCCCAACAGGGCCAGUUUGCCAUCCCCCUCACCGGUCUGCUGAACCAGCGCAUCGACCCGAUCGUCGACCCUGACAACACCAAGGACAUUGGUCACCUUCACACCAUCUUCGGUGCCAACAACUUUGGCACCAAGCUCAACACGUUUGCCCAGAUGCAAAAGGCGACAUGUACCACUGCCGCCACGCAGGCCGACAAGUCCAACUACUGGAUUCCGUCCCUCAUGUUCGUCAACCCAGACGGGACGUACGAACCCACGUGGCUCCAGGGCGCCCGCGCAUACUACAUGGUCCAGAACCUUACCAUGACUGAGCCGUUCCCCGAAGGCCUGCGCAUGAUUUCGGGCACCGCCACCUCGCGCACCGUCGGCCGCGAGCUCAGGACCAACGGCAUCCAUAUCGAGUCUGAGAUUUACAGCGGCGCCAACAAGGGCAACAAGGCCUUGGGGUUCAACUUGCCCAACCCCAAAUAUGAUAACCGCCCCCCGCCCGAUCAGAUCAGGCUCAAGAUCCAGUUCCCUGGCUGCGGAAACGGCCAGCUCGACUCGACUGACCACUUCUCGCACAUGACGUGGCCGCUCAACAGCAACAACCAGUGGGAUGCUCAGUUUGGCAUCAAGUGUCCUCCGACGCACCCGAAGAGGUUCCCCACCCUCCAGCUCGAGGUCUACUGGGCCCUGUACACUGGGCAGAGGUCGAGGUGGCGCAACGGCGCCAACGACAUCAACGUCGCCUUUGCGAACGGCGAUACUUUCGGCGGCUCGCUCCACGCCGACUUUGUCAACGGGUGGAACACCAACGUGUUCCGUGAUGCCAUCAAGUCGACGGUCUGCCUUAACAGCGACGCGACGAACGAGAACUGUCCCGCGUUCAAGCCGACUGUGAACUACGACACGGCGAAGAAGUGCCGCUACGCUGGCAUGGUGCUGGACGAGAACUCGGACGUGGGCCUUGGCUACUACAAGCCGCUGAAGAACCUCCCCGGGUGCAACCCCCGCUGGGACGAGUCGGGCGGCAGCACCAAGCCGACCGCCUGCCCUGCCGGGUACGUCAAGCCCGGAUGGACGUGGCCCAACGUCGCGUAUGGGAACUGGAACUGGCCCCUCGCGGUCGACUUCCCCAACGCCCCGAGUGGUAAGCCGUCCGACUCUUGGCUCUCCCAGUUCGCCGCGACGCUCGGUGAGCGUUUCGUGGCGUGGGGCUCUGUUGCCAGCACCCCCGGCGGCACGAGCGAGGAUGUCAAGAACAACAAGAACCUCGCCACUGCGCCGAACAAGGUUCAGCAAGUUGUUGGCCUUUAA
Messenger RNA from Vanrija pseudolonga, 1353 nucleotides. RefSeq lists its product as uncharacterized. The transcript has 2 exons. The coding region runs from base 1 to 1353 and encodes 450 amino acids. Lineage: Eukaryota; Fungi; Basidiomycota; Tremellomycetes; Trichosporonales; Trichosporonaceae. The record is from RefSeq and is a predicted model, not a curated record.